AUGCGGGGGGAGGGGAAAAAACAAAACGUGAAAGAAACAGAAGCAAGAUCCAAGCAGCCACCACCGCCACCAAAAACGCACACCAACAACAACGACAGCGACAACAACAACAAGAGUGGAAGUGGAGGUGGAAGCGUAGACGCCGCACAUGCAUUUAACAAGCAAAGGGGGACAUCAACACCGAAGACAACGGUGCUCCCUGCACGCGACAACGCUGCGCAUUGGCGUGAACUCGGGGAGAUACGACCCCCGUUGCACCCCGCCUUCCUCUAUCCUUGUUGCUCUUCGCUUCAACAUCCCCACACAACUCCCUCCGCUGCCCCCUCUCGAAAUGCGGUUGUAUUUGUUUUCUCACUCUCCAAAUAUAUUUAUAUAUAA
This is a messenger RNA of Trypanosoma conorhini, 378 nucleotides long. RefSeq lists its product as uncharacterized. NCBI's taxonomy places the organism in Eukaryota, Euglenozoa, Kinetoplastea, Trypanosomatida, Trypanosomatidae. The record is from RefSeq and is a predicted model, not a curated record. The transcript has a single exon. The coding region runs from base 1 to 378 and encodes 125 amino acids.